Molecule: messenger RNA, 2217 nt
Organism: Brienomyrus brachyistius
Lineage: Eukaryota; Metazoa; Chordata; Actinopteri; Osteoglossiformes; Mormyridae
Gene: zrsr2
Product: zinc finger (CCCH type), RNA-binding motif and serine/arginine rich 2
Exons: 12
Coding region: 235-2061 (608 amino acids)
Biological process (GO): mRNA splicing, via spliceosome
Cellular component (GO): U2AF complex; spliceosomal complex
Molecular function (GO): pre-mRNA 3'-splice site binding; metal ion binding
Source: RefSeq, a predicted model, not a curated record
CUGGAAAUACCACCUAAUGAGCCACAGAAGAACAUGCAUAGACACGGCCAACAUGUUCCCUACAUCGAAAAAGGCUGCCCGUCGCGGGUCCUCCGUGUCGGCGCUUGGUGAUGACGUCCCAAUUGCUGUUCGUAUCGCGCCAUUGCCAAAGAGUGGGCUGAGAGUGCUGACUGACGGUUAGCUAUUUAUCAGUUGCAUAGCAGAUUUCGAGGCGCUGAAGACACAUGCAGCAAAAUGGCGGCUUCCACAGCAGCAUCAGUAGCAGCUGCAGGGUCUGCAUCGAGGCAAAACCAGCGCCGUGCUGCAUUAAAAAAACAGAGAAGGAAGAGGAGACGCCAAGCACUCGCAAAGGUCCGAGAUUCAGACUUACAAGGUGAUGAAGAACAUCAGGAAUCGGAGGAAGGAGAUGAAAAAGAGGAGAGGAAGAUGGAGGAGGAGAGGCAUAAAUUUCACUUGGAAUGGAUGGAGCGAGAACGUGUUGCCCAGGAGGAGUUUAACCUCAAGCGGGAGAGAGAAGAGGUGGCAAAAAGAAAACAGGAGGAAGAGGAGAGAAGAAUAAAGGAGGAAUGGGAGGCACGAGAGAAAAAAGAACGGGAAGAGCGGGAGCAGAAGCAGCAGGAGAAGAGAGACAGAGAGGAAGCUGUACAGAAAAUGUUAGACCAAGCUGAGAGCCAGCUGGACUGUAGUGGUCCAUGGAAGAACCCUGAAGCCCCAAUGGAUUAUGGGACAGAGAAAGAUAGAGCAAACUGUCCUUUCUUUCUUAAGACGGGAGCCUGUAGAUUUGGUGAAAGAUGUUCCCGUAAGCAUGCGCACCCCACCUGCAGCAGCACUCUAAUGAUCAGGGGCAUGUUUGUUACGUUUGGCAUGGAGCAGUGCCGACGGGAUGACUACGACACGGACGCCAGUCUGGAGUAUAGCGAGGAGGAGGUACGGCAGCAGUUCCUCGAAUUCUAUGAGGACGUGCUGCCUGAAUUCAAGAGUGCAGGGAAGGUGGUGCAGUUUAAGGUCAGCUGUAACUUUGAACCUCACUUAAGAGGAAAUGUCUAUGUACAGUACGACACGGAAGAACAAUGCAAAGAAGCAUUUUUGAUGUUUAAUGGACGGUGGUAUGCGGGGAAACAGCUGCAGUGCGAAUUCUCCCCAGUCACAAGGUGGAAAACUGCCAUAUGCGGGUUAUUUGACAGGCGUAAGUGUCCGAAGGGAAAGCACUGCAACUUCCUGCACGUACACAGAAACCCUGGCAACGAGUACUGGGAAGCAGACCGUGAUUUGCACCUAUCGCCAGAACGAGGGGGUGCCUUCACGGGUCGCUACUCUGAAAGGCACUCGGAGCGCAGAGACCGAUCACGUGGACAACGCAGUUACAGCCCUAACAGGUCACACAGUAGACGCUGGGAGAGGCGGAGCCGGAGCAGGGAGAGGCGGAGCCGGAGCAGGGAGAGGCGGAGCCGGAGCAGGGAGAGGCGGAGCCGGAGCAGGGAGAGGCGGAGCCGGAGCAGGGAGAGAAGAUGGUCCCUCCAGUCAUCACGGAAGAAUAAGCCCAGCUUCCAAAGAGAGAGAUCAAGAAGCAGGGAGAGGAGUAGAUAUGGAAAUAAGAAUGGGGUCAAGCCAGAGAAAAGCAAUGGUUCUCCCCUGGACCAGAACAGCAGGUCUUUGUCAAAGUCCUUGAGUCCAAAAAGAAGAACAUCCAGCAGCAAAGAUUCAUCAAGGAAAAAGCGCAGCUCAAAGGAGCCAGAGAGAACUGAUAUACCUUCAGAUGGGCGUCCCGCCCCACGACUCCACAAACACUCUAAGAAGAGUAAAAAGAAGAAAAGUAGGAAGAAAAAGAAGCGCAGCAGGUCGUCGGGUGGCUGUUCAUCGGCAGAUUCAGACGGUGACUCGUUAUCCCAGAGCGCGGGCAAGCAGGAAGACCGGAGCGUCAUCCCCGGGGAUGCGGAGGGUGUACAGAGCGCAGAGGGGGACAUGGCUUUGAUAAGCUCCCAGUUAAUGCACCCGCAGGAGACAAGCUCUCAACCAUGCAUGCCUGAAGGAGAAGGAGAGGAGUGCACGGACUCGCACUGAGAGCCCCGGAGGGGUGCAUUGCAUCACACCGUGCGGCAGCGUUCAUGUUUAGCGCUUUUGAAGUUGGCCACAUUGCAUCAAUAUUAUAUAAAUAAGUUUUUAAAAUAAUGAUCCUUUUUCAUAUGUGCACAUUAAAUUUGUGGAGUUUGCAUGUUA